AUGGGUCAGAAAUAUACUCAUCCAAUUCCUUGUUAUCAUGGAUAUGCUUCUUUACCACCAUCGCAACGACAAUGUUGUCGAUCUCAACCUUUAAUCUUAACUCAUACUCGAGCAAUUCCAUUAAAAUUUGAACUUCGUCAUUUCAUUCGACGGGAUCGACGUCAUUGAUUGUUAUAUUAUUUUUAUUCUUUUGUUCCAAAGGUGAUAUUAAACAUUUGUUUUCUUUUUUUUGUUCAUAAAAAUUAGUGUUAUGAACACUUUGUUUUCUUUUUUCUGACGUGUAAAUUAAGACUUAUAUUGAAUUUGAGAGUAUCAAAUCUUCUUUUUGUUAAAAAAGAUCUCAUUAGUUUUUGAAAUUUAUUUUAUCGUCAAUGUCUUAUGUUUCUAUAUAUUUAAAAUAUUUUUAGAAUAAAAUUAAUGCCAAAUUAAUUAUUAUUCUAACUUUUAAUGUAAUAUUGCAAUACAUGUUUUUUUUUUACUUUCUCUAUUUAAUGAUAAUAGAUAAAAUAAUUUUGAUUACUACACCUUGUUAAGAAGUAUAGGUUUGACUCUCUGAAAUACUUUUCUUUGAUAAUUGACAGCAGGUUUUUUUUUUAAUCAUGAUCAAUAACAUGUAGGAUUGAUAUAUAACUAUGAAAAUAGCCGAGUCAUAAAAGUGAACAAGAGAAUAUUUCUAUUAGUUUUCUGAUGGUUAUAAAUUCUAGUCAGUUACAAUAAUGAUUUAGUCAUAAUAAAUGUAUGAAUUUAACUUAAUUUUGAAUAAUUUAUUCUAAUGGAAAACUUUGAUAAUGAAAAAUAUUGCUUCCGAAUUCAUGAAUUAUUAAUAAUUGACUAAAUUUAAAACAUUCUAUGAAGUAAAAUGUUUUUCUCAUUAUAUGGACAGAGCAAUCUUUGACAGAUCAACCCUCAUAAUUGAGCUUUUCAUAUGUAAUAUGGAUCAAAAUAAAUCAUAAGUUGUGUAUAAAUUGUUCAGUAUGAUGAAAUAAUAUGUUAUCAAAAUGAAGACUUUUAAUUAGAUUUUUUUCUAACCAUCGGAAGCUAGAAUCGUAAAAUCACAUUUUCAAAGCUGAGAUGCUUUUAUUGAACUUCUAGAUUUUUUAAUAUAGUUUUCAAAUAUAAUAAUUUGUUCACUGUGACAUUGUAUCCAUGCAUAACUGUCAUGUCAUUAUUAAUCGUGUCUUUUGUAUUUUUUUUUCUUUUUAAAAGAUUGAAUUGAUGAACAUCUUCCUGGUUGCAAGCAGAGAACGCUCAUGUUCUAGAAAUGAAAAAAGAUUAUAUCUCAUCGUAGUCUUGAUCUAAUGUUUUCUAUCGAUGUAACGAAGGCGAUCUUCUUUUAUUAAAAUAUCAUCUAUUAUAUUUAUCACAACAACAAGAUAUUUCGAAUACAUAUCAAUCAAUGAAAUAGUGAUUAAUGAAGGAAAACACAAAAAAAAAAUAUUUCUUACCAGUUGUUCUGUUCUUCUUGUCAUGAUGUUUUAUAAAUGUAACUGGAAUUAUUUCUGUUUCUAUCAGGCGACCAAUCAGUAUUGUUUACAUUCGAUUCAUAGUCUUUCACGUUUUGAUAAUGUAAUUAUAAAUUCUAUGAAAAGUUGUGGUAACCGUUUAAGGGAAUCCAACGAGUUAAGGGAAACAGUGUAAAAUGAAUAGAGGUCAUGGUAUAGCUCUCAUGGCGGACCAAUAGGAUUCGGCGUCUGUAAAGUAUGGAUGUUCCAUAUUUUACUAAAACUGAAGCUCAUUGCUCCGCCAUUAGAACUCCUAUGUGUCCUCUAUUCAUUUUACAGUAUUUCCCUUAACUCAUUGGAUUCCCUUAAACGGUUACCACAGUGUGGGUGUGGGUGUGGGUAUGGUUUUGGUGUUCAGAUUCACUCAACCCAAACCCACACCCACACCUACACCCACCCACACACCCAUACCCAUACCAAAACCCUACACCCACUCACACUCACACCCACACCCACCCACACCUACCCCACACCCACACUCACCCACACCCUCCCACACUCACACCCAGCCACCCCCACACCAACGCUCACCCACACCCACACCCACACCCAUGCCCACACCCAUACCGCCACCCACACCCACACCCA
This is a messenger RNA of Rotaria sp. Silwood1, 2090 nucleotides long. Lineage: Eukaryota; Metazoa; Rotifera; Eurotatoria; Philodinida; Philodinidae. The record is from the annotation of a GenBank genome assembly.